Molecule: messenger RNA, 2618 nt
Organism: Raphanus sativus (radish)
Lineage: Eukaryota; Viridiplantae; Streptophyta; Magnoliopsida; Brassicales; Brassicaceae
Product: eukaryotic translation initiation factor-like
Exons: 9
Coding region: 114-2342 (742 amino acids)
Cellular component (GO): eukaryotic translation initiation factor 4F complex
Molecular function (GO): protein binding; translation initiation factor activity; mRNA binding
Source: RefSeq, a predicted model, not a curated record
CUCCGCCGCGUUCAUUGCUUUCCCCACAAACUCUCCUCUCCUCUCCUCUCCUACAGAUAAAGCUUCGUCAAUUUUUGUCUCUAUCUGAUCAAUACCGCGAAAAGAUCCCAGUGAUGUUGAGCUUGAGGCCAGGAGGAGGAGGUCGUGGAGGAAGCAGACUCUUUGCCCCGCGUUCUACCUUGUCUUCUUCUUCCUCUGAUCUUACCAAUGGUGAAGACGCUCCUUCAUUCGCCGUUAAGAGAGGUGACUCGAGAUUUGAAGGUCGUGAGAUUGUGCGGUUCACCAAAGAACAGCUUCUUCAGCUUAAAGAGACGAGCCAAGUCUCUGAUGAAAUCCUGAAGCUCGCUCAGGAAAUUGCAUCUGAUCUUUUUGGCCAAGAGCAGAGCUGGGCCCGUUCAGAAAUUAAGCCUGCAGCUCAACCUCAAAAUCGUUACUCAGAGACUGAUAACCGUGAUUGGCAUACUCGUGCACCAAUUCCUUCCCCAAGUAAAGACAGGUCAAGGGAGGACCAACGCCAAUCUAAAGAUUCGUAUGCUGGAUCAAACCAAGGGUCUGGCCCUCCUCCUGCCCUGGUGAAAGCAGAGGUCCCAUGGUCAGCUAAAAGAGGAACUCUUUCAGAAAAGGACCAAGUCCUCAAGACCGUUAAAGGUAUUCUGAACAAGAUGACUCCUGAGAAGUAUGAUCUUCUUAAAGGUCAAUUAAUCGACUCUGGCAUCACUUCUGCGGAUAUUCUAAAGGGUGUGAUCCAGCUGAUAUUUGAGAAAGCCGUUCUGGAGCCCACAUUUUGUCAGAUGUAUGCUCUUCUGUGUUUUGAUAUCAACGGAAAGCUGCCUUCGUUCCCAUCGGAGGAAGCCGGUGGAAAAGAAAUAACAUUCAAAAGAGUGCUUUUGAACAAUUGCCAAGAGCAAUUUGAAGGCGCUGACAAAUUGAAGGAGGAAGUCAGACUGAUGACUGAUCCAGCCCAAGAAAUGGAGCGCAAGGACAAGGAGAGAAUGGCCAAGCUCAGAACUUUGGGAAAUAUCCGUUUGAUUGGUGAACUUCUGAAGCAGAAGAUGGUGCCUGAGAAGAUCGUCCAUCACAUCGUCCAGGAGCUUUUAGGAUCCGACAGUAAAGUUUGCCCAGCUGAAGACGAUGUAGAGGCUCUUUGUCAAGUUUUCAUCACCAUUGGAAAACAACUCGACGAGAGCCCGAGAUCACGAGGUACAAACGACAUGUACUUCAACCGUUUGAAGGAACUAGCAAUGCACCCCAUGCUAGCGCCACGCUUGAAAUUUAUGGUCCGUAAUGUUGUUGAUCUGCGAGCUGACAAGUGGAUACCAAGGCGUGAGGAGAUGAAAGCCAAGAAAAUCACUGAGAUUCACUCCGAGGCAGAAAAGACUCUUGGGUUGCGCCCUGGUGCAAUGGCGAAUAUGAGGAAUAAUAACAACCGUGGUGGUGCGGAUGGUACUUCAGCUGAUAUUCUAGGCUCUGGAAACUUCCUUGGACGUUCCGGUACUGGAGGAAUGAUGCCUGGUAUGCCAGGGGGUAGGAAGAUGCCGGGGAUGCCUGUAACGGAUGAUGAUGGCUGGGAGAUGGCACGGUCCCGCUCCAUGCCCAGAGGAAAUAGGCAGAAUCAGCAGCCCACUGGGCGUGUUCAGUCUCCUGCUAUGAUUAACAAGUCACUGUCAGUUAAUUCAAGGCUCCUACCUCAGGGAAGUGGUGGUCUCUUGAAUGGUAAACCAAGUGCCCUAUUGCAAGGCGGCAACAGUGCCGAACCGCCUAAAGCUGUUAUUGCCCCGGCCAAACCAGCUGUAGAGAAGCCACAACCACAGCCACAUGAGGCGGUUGCUCCUAUGGCUACUAGCUUGAACUCUGAAGUGCUCAGCAGAAAAACCAAGUCGCUUUUGGAAGAAUACUUCAAUGUCCGUCUGUUGGACGAGGCAUUGCAAUGCGUAGAGGAACUGAAAUCCCCAUCUUACCAUCCCGAGCUCGUCAAGGAAGCUAUCUCCCUCGGAUUGGAGAAGAACCCACCGUGCGUUACACCAGUUGCGAAUCUCUUGGCACAUUUGGUCUCUAAGAACGUUCUAACUCCUAAAGACAUAGGGAGCGGUUGUCUGCUUUACGGGUCUAUGCUUGAUGACAUUGGAAUCGAUCUGCCAAAGGCGCCAAACAACUUUGGUGAGAUCCUUGGGAGUUUGGUUAUGGCCAAUGCAUCGGGUUUCGAGAUGGUGAAAGAGAUUCUAGUGAAAAUGGAGGAUGAAUGGUUCAAGAAAGCAGUAUUGGAAGCUGUGAUAAAGAAUGUCAGCGACUCUCUGUUGGCAACGCAUGCAGCUGAAGUCGAGGCAUGCCGUAGUUUGGUGUAGAGCAUUAUGUGCUAUCUUCUCAAUUCGUGUUUUGAUCAGUAAACAGGUGAGCUCCUUCCUCGAACCAUUUUCUAAGAACAUGUCGAGUUAAAUACCAUACUGGUAAUCGAGAUUAGUUACAAUCUUGUUACAUGGUUUUGUUUUUUCUUGAAUUGUGAAUUUUCUUUUUUGGUGCCUACAUCUUGGUUUUGAUUAGUUCAAGAUGCGUAAGACGGUGAUUCUAUGUUCAAUGGUAGAGUGUUUUGACAAUUUUGGAAUUAAAUUUUUUAUUUAAUA